AUGAUCUCUUUGUCAGGUAUUCCUCAUGUUAUCAUCAUGUCAGCAGAAUUUAUCACAGGGGUUACAGUAAAUGGAUUUCUUAUAAUCAUCAACUGUAAUGAAUUGGUCAAAAGCAGAAAGCUAACACCAAUGCAACUCCUGUUCGUAUGUAUAGGGAUAUCUAGAUUUGGUCUACAGACGGUGUUAAUGGUACAAGGUUUUUUCUCAGUGUUCUUUCCACUCUUUUAUAGCACAAAAAUUUAUGGUACACCAAUGCUGUUUUUUUGGAUGUUUUUCAGCUCUGUCAGUCUCUGGUUUGCCACCUGUCUCUCUCUAUUUUACUGCCUCAAGGUUACAGGCUUUACCCAGUCCUGUUUUCUUUGGCUGAAAGUCAGGAUCUCAAAGUUAAUGCCUUGGAUGCUUCUGGGAAGCCUGCUGACCUCUGUGAGCAUUGCAGCUCUGUGUGUCGAGGUGGAUUACCCUAAAAUUGUGGAUAUUGAUGUCCUCAGGAAUGCCACAGCUAAGAGGACUAAACUCAACACAAAGCAAAUUAAUGAAGUUCUUCUCGUCAACUUGGCAUUAAUAUUUCCUCUGACCAUAUUUAUAAUAUGCACUGUUAUAUUAUUCAUUUCUCUCUACAAGCACACUCAUCGGAUGCAAAAUGGACCUCUUGGUUUUAGAAACACCAGGACUGAAGCCCAUAUUAAUGCAUUAAGAACAGUGAUAACAUUCUUUUGCUUCUUUAUUUCUUACUUUGGUGCCUUCAUGGCAAAUAUGACAUUCAGUAUUCCUUAUGGAAGUCAUUGCUUCUUUGUGGUGAAGGAUAUUAUGGCAGCAUAUCCCUCUGGUCACUCGGUUAUAAUGAUCUGGAGUAAUUCUAAGUUCCAGCAACCAAUCAGGAGACUUCUCUGCCUAAGAAGGAGUCAAUGAAGAGGAGGAUCAAUGUAAAAUAUUUUGUACUUCCUUAUCAUGGAUUCAAUGGACUUGUGUUUUAUUUUUGUUUACUUACAUGUUUUGUGUGACCUCUCUCUCUCUCCACUGAAAGCACUGAUUUUAAUGUUGGAUGGAUGUCUCUUUUUCCAGGACCUGUGUACUUAAAAAAUAUUAUGACAGUAACAUAUAAAUAACUAGUGUAUACUUGCAUUGGAAUACCAGUUAUGUUAGAAAAAAAAAAAAAACAAAGAUUUCAUUUCACUGACCAAAGUAAUUCUGUUACCUGUCUUCUGGUUUAGAUAAU
Molecule: messenger RNA, 1216 nt
Organism: Bubalus bubalis (water buffalo)
Lineage: Eukaryota; Metazoa; Chordata; Mammalia; Artiodactyla; Bovidae
Product: taste receptor type 2 member 7-like
Exons: 1
Coding region: 1-909 (302 amino acids)
Biological process (GO): sensory perception of taste; G protein-coupled receptor signaling pathway; detection of chemical stimulus involved in sensory perception of bitter taste
Cellular component (GO): membrane
Molecular function (GO): G protein-coupled receptor activity; bitter taste receptor activity
Source: RefSeq, a predicted model, not a curated record